Molecule: messenger RNA, 7084 nt
Organism: Danaus plexippus (monarch butterfly)
Lineage: Eukaryota; Metazoa; Arthropoda; Insecta; Lepidoptera; Nymphalidae
Gene: Sec16
Exons: 27
Coding region: 233-6184 (1983 amino acids)
Biological process (GO): COPII vesicle coat assembly; autophagy; Golgi organization
Cellular component (GO): endoplasmic reticulum exit site; ER to Golgi transport vesicle membrane
Source: RefSeq, a predicted model, not a curated record
UUUAUGUUACUGAAUUAGCAUGGCUACACUGCCAACAGGGCACCUUCGAUCGGUGUGUCGCUGUCAACAUAUUUUUGAUUUUUGAGCAAGUAUAAAUAAAAUAAUCAAAUUAAACAUUAAUAUUCUGAAACACGUCCUCUUAUCCGUAUAUCUUCUCAGUGUCGAUGUUGUUCGUCGCAAUCUACCAUAUGUAAGGAGCUCUUGACCGAAUGUUACGUAAGCCACGAUAAAUAUGUCGUGGAUGAAGCGGCCGCAAAGCGGAGCUGCGUCGAGACCUGAACAUCCUGGCUAUGCUGCAGCCGCAACUCAGCCAUAUGGAAAUCAACAAAAUAUGUUUCCAAAUUAUCAAGGGGUGCCUCCCCAACAGCAGCAACAAAUGUGGCAAAUGCCACAACAACAGCAGCAGUACAACCAGCAAUAUGGUCAAGUUUAUCAACAACAACCAUUUGUAAACAACACUAGCCAGUACUUUCAACAACCCCAACAAUACAAUCAGAAUUAUGCAAAUCAAAAUUAUGACAAUGCACAGCAGGGCUUACAACAGAAUUACUAUCAGAACCAGACACCCCAAGUUCAAAACUAUACUCAGAGUGAAGGAAACACAGAUGGCUGGGAGGAUAACUGGAACUGGGGCUGGGAAGACACAACUAAACAGCAGCAGAAGCCUGCAAGUGAAGUGGCAUUAAAUCAAACACCAGUGCAGCCUCAACAUUUUAAUAAUGCUAAUGUUUUAGAGGAAAGUUUCACUUCCACAAAUACUUGGAAUUGGUCUGUGGAGGAUAAAAAGCAAAAAGAUCUGCAACUAAGCAAUGAUGUUCAGUAUGAUGGUGACCAGCAGACUCAGGGAACACAUCUAGACAGCGAAAACAAUGAUCACAUCACCGGCACUGGGACCUCUGACCAGAGAAGGGUGAGCAAUGGUUCUACUCAUGAGGUUACAAAAGAAUUGGACAACGUAAAUGACAUUAACAAAGAUAAGCUACCUAAUAUAUCACUAGGGAAACGGUUUAAUUUAGAAAAUUUAACACCUCAGUGGUCAAUAGAAUCCCAGAUGUCUCAAGAUUCAAGUGACCUGCAAACUCAUUCUGAAGAAACAUAUAAAAGUGAAAACCAGUCUAGGAACUCCAGUAAAGACAGCCCUGGCCCACAUACUGAUACACCCAAUUUUAAUUUUUCUCACUCUGGACUUCAUGAGACAGGUGUUAUGAAUAGUGAGUGGUCCAAGCAGUCUACUGAUGACUCCCUAACAGUUAGUGUAUCAAAUAGUAAUCGUCGGCAGAGCUGUGAUGAGCUUGCUAAUUCUGUUCAAGAGUUGACCAUAACUAAUAGAGAGACUGCAGAUCAGGGAUCAAGUCAUCCGAGCCAAAGUGUAGAAAAUCUAGUUGGACCUGAACCAAAUCAGUUUGUUUUACAACAAACUUCAAUGCCACCACCACCACCUGUGUCUUCAUUGCACAAUCCUCAGGCUUCUCAAACAACUACACCAUCAACUAAUACCGCUCCAUUUCCACUCCCAUCUCUCACAUCCGCUCCUUCUUUAGCAUCCUCUCAACAAAUACUUCCACCUCCGUCUGCAUUACCCGUUCCUCCAUUGACGAGUUUCCCUACAUCAACAGGCCAAAAUCCUUUCAAAAGUUCUAACCCUUUCUCACACAAAAACAUUGCCAAAGUUGCCUCAACCAACCCUCAGUUAUUUCCACCACAAGUGCCUGGAGCCGGCCUCGCCUCUCCUGCAGCCGUCAAUAAAGUAGUUCAACAAGAGAGACUGACUACAAGUUAUGGAGUUAACUUAGAAACCACGCCCGAUAACUCUGAGAGACCAGAUCAACCGCAACACUCGAGUUACAGACAAUUGCCAGUUAACUGUCAAAUUCCUGAAAACUUAGAAGUAGCACCACAGAACGAUAGAAACGAGUAUUUACAGACAGCUCAUCUGUCUAUUGCUGAUUACGGAGAAAAUACAGACUUCAGCGGCAAUAUAGCUCCUCCUGGACUGCGACGGAUGGGAGUCGGCCAACAGGACCAAGAAUAUAAUCAGAAUUUAAAUACUUCCGGGGACGAACCACCUCCCGGUCUAGCCCGAAUGGUCCCCGGUCAGCAAACCGAAAGCGAUAAUACGUAUAAUCAGAGAGGCGACGACUAUAUGGACCGACAGAUAGACGGCCGGCCCACCGACACCGGCGGGCGACCCUACAGGCAGGCGGAGGGGCAACAGACUUCAGAUACCUUCGCACAACCGGCAACGAGCAGGAACCCGGAGCGGAGACCGGUCGGCCUGGACAGGAUGGUGCCCGGCGAACCCAGCAACGAUGACUUCCCGCAGUACCAGGCUGGAGGGUUCAACGGACCUAAUGAUCAUAGAGUUGUCACCGGAGUCGACCACGACUACACGGCGGAGGUCGGGCCGACGGAUAUUAGAGAACAGAACGUCGACGGUUCCGAUUACACGGAACCGGCUCCGAGAAUCCCACAGAGGAGCGUCGUCGGCUCCAGAGUGGAAGACGCUGGCGACACUGGCACGCCCGACUACGGCGUCUCCGGAGACGACCGACGGCGGGAGAUUACUAUGGAGGGAGAAAAUUUGCAAGAUUUGAGUCUUGUUUCAUCCACCGAAAUAUCAUUUUCUAGAGAUCAUACGUACGACGGUAUCGAGCUCGGAACCGCCGACGACGGCAAAGAGAGGACUCACGACGGCGCAGACAUCACCCAAAACAAGAACUCCAGGCAGUCACACGGCCGAGUGACUUCUGGCGAGGACUCGGACAGGGAGCGAGGAUCGAGGAGAGACAGGGAAAAGACUAAGUCCUCCAGAGACCGCUACAGGGAAAAGGAGAGGGGGAGGUACUCUCGGAGCGAUAGGAAAUAUGAUCGCGAGCCUGAGAGAAGGUCCAGCAAAGACGAGCGGCGAGCGGACAAGGAUCGGCGGGACAGGGACAGGAGGACCAGGGAAGACAGUCCGGACGGACGACGGUACCGGAGGAGCACCCGCAGCCAUCGAUACGAGACCGAGGACACGGACUGCUAUAGCGACAAGGAGCGCGAGAGGAGAAAAUACAGGGAGGGGUCCUAUACAUCCACGAGGCCGCCCCGGGGAGAGGAGCGGUCCGGAGGGAGACCGGGGACCACGGAGCGAGACAGGGAGAGAGAGGGGAGGUACGAGGACGACAGGGGCAGGAGGGGGGAGGGAAGAGACCGGCGGUACAGACCCAUCGACAUGAGGAAGGCAGAGUCACUGAGGAGGGACAGACCCAGGGACGACAGAAAGAAAGUCGUUACUUUCAGUCCCGAAGUUAAAAGUGAUCCUGAAGAGACCUACUCGUCGGGGUCACGCGGCGGAUCACGGGAGGCCACCGACGAGGAGCCGACACGACGACGAGACGACCGACGACCGACCAGGCAGAAACAUUACUACGACGGGUACGUGCUGGGCGGCGCCGGGUGGGACGCCCGCCGUCAAUACUCGUACUUCGAGCACCUGCGACGCACGGAUCCCGCCGCCUACAUGCACGUCUACAACCAGCUGAUGGACCCCCGACACUCACACGCUCUAUACAAACAGACCUACUACGACGGGUACGGCGCUGGGUACGGGCAGGAGCGCGGCAGUGUGCACUCUGGGCGGUCCAGCGAGGCCGGGCUCAAGCAUGCUGACACGUACGACGGGCGGGGCAGAGACGCCGCGUCGCUCAGGACCGACCUAUCAGACAGGGAUCUCACCACCGACAUGUCGCUGAACCUGCAGCUGGAGGAGAGCACGGUGCGCUCGGAGCGAAUGACGCCCUUGAAGUUCAGCACCGCGCACGUCAAGUGCUCGGUGGGGGCGCGCUCGCUGGCCGUGUCUCGUGGCCGGGAUCCACGCGUGCAGCUCCUGCCGCUGACGGCGCUGACCCGUGACCCGCUGCGGGACCACAUGGACGGCUACCCCGGACCGCUCGUCAGAGGCGUCACUCACAAGAAGAGCGUCGUGGAGUAUUGCGAGAGACGAGCGAGGGAGGCGGGGGCCGGGGCGGGCGAAGGAGCCGCCGUCGGGGACUCUACCGGCGCCGUGCUGCUGUGGGAUCUGCUGGCGCUGCUGCUGCGGCAGAACGGGGUCGUGGUGGGCUCCGAUGUAGCGGAGUUGCUGAUGAAGAACACGCGGGCGUUCGAGUACAAGGCUCCGACAUCCGAAAACACAGACUGCGGGAGUUCAUUGGGCGAGGAUGGAGAGGGACCCGCGGCCACGGAAGACGUCCCGGCGCUGGUUCCUGAAGAGCAGAAGAAACCGGCCGUCAGUGAGAAGGAGGCUCUCGCCAAGUUCCGCGAAUACCUCAUAUACGGCAACAGACAGGAGGCGCUGGAGUGGGCCAUGCAGUGCGGUCUGUGGGCGCACGCUCUGCAGCUUUCGUGGGCGGGUGACCGGCGAGCUCGCGCCGCCGUCUCCGCGCGCUUCGUGGCCGCUCUCGGAGCCUCCGACCCGCUACAUUCGCUGUACGCCGCCCUCGCCGGCCGCGCCCCGCCCGCCCUCGCCUGCGUAGCUGACGAGCGCUGGGGCGACUGGCGCCCGCACGCCGCCAUCCUGCUGUCCAACUCAUCGACGCGUCCCGACCAGGACAGGCGGAACCUCACUCAACUCGGCGACACUCUAAACGGCCGCGGGCUGAUCUAUUCGGCGCAGUUCUGUUACCUGUCGGCCGGCGUUCCGUUUGGCGUGCACCCUCUGGCGCCGCUGACCGCUCGGUCCCCGGGCUCCGGUGCCGCCCCGCCCCGCUUAUCUCUGCUGCUGGCGGACCCGCGCGCGACCUCCCUACGUCACUUCGCCACCGACCGGGCCAUCUUCGCGACUGAGAUAUACGAGUACGCUCUGUCGCUGAGUCAGGAGCGCGUUCUGGACGAGCUGGUGGUGUACAAGCUGGUGCUGGCCACGAGACUCACGGACGCGGGCGAAGCGGAGCGCGCUCUGCGGUACGCCGAACAGGCGGCCCGUGCUCUCACCGCCAGCCCUCAGAGAGACAACACGAGGGCGCUCGCACACGCCGUGGCCACACUCGCUGACAGGCUGAAGUUUUUCGAUCCGGCUCUCCACGACGAGCCGGAGGGCGGCGGGGAGGCCGCCGGGGAGAGUGCGGCCGGAACUCUGGUAGGAGUGGGAGGAUCCGGGAGCGAGGAGCCCUCGCCCAGACACCAGCAGUGGCUCACAGACGUGACGGCCCUGGCCAGCCGGCUCACGAUGGAGUCCUCUCAGAACAGCACCCCGCAGCACGGCGCGGAGCUGACGCCUCGAGACCACGAGCACACGCAGUACUCGUGGAACGAUCAGACGCUCCAACAGCCGGACAUGAUGACGCAGCAGUACCCCGACCCGGUCCCGGAGGCGCCGGACUACGCGGCGCAGUACUACCGACAACAGCAGCAGCAGUUCCAGGAGAUGGAGCAGCAGCAACAGCAGCAGUACGAGCCGCCGCCCUACGGCGAGUACGACGAGAACCCCGCUCCGUACGGAGACUCCUACUGGCAGAACGACACACACUACGGAUAUAAUGACGGCGAGACGGCCCGGCCCACCAUCACCAUGCCGGGGGCCACCAGGAGCCCCGCGCCCGAUCACGACCGAGAGCCUCCCUCACACAUGCUGUCGCAAACCGAAAGAGAUUCGGAAAGCCCGACACCCGCCUCCAAGGACGGCAAAACGGCAGAUGGAGGGAGCGGCGGACGAGAGGGCAAGGGGGCGGACAAGAAGGGUGCGGGGGGAGGGGGCUGGCUGUCCGGAGUACUCAGCAAGCUGGCGCUCAGGCCCCCCAACCAGAUGAUACUACCAGACGACAAGAACCCCACAAUCGUGUGGGACGAGGACAACAAGUGCUGGCGCGACACCGCAUCCGGGGACUCCGGCGAGGCCUCGGGUCCUCCGCCGCCUCCACCUACGGGACCCCCCGUGCCCGCCGCCGGCCCUCCCGGACCCCUGACGAGCCCCGCGCUCGUCUCCUCCACGCCGCUGGCCUCCCCCUCCGCUAACAUGUUGAGGAUGCAGAAGGGACGACAUAUAAAGAAAUCUUACGUGGACGUCCUGAACCCCGGAGGAGCCCCCGCCGCCCCCGUCGCUACCCUGGCGCCCCCUCCUCCCCCGGCGCCGGGAGCUCCGCCGUCGUUCUUCAUACCGGCGCCUCUCCCUCACCAGGAGUCAGAGCUGGUCCCCAACGGACAUUAGAAGGGGGGUAUCUUCGACCCUACGCAGAUAGCCGAGGACGACUACCGCACCGGGAUCUGACCGACCAGUCCGACGAAAACCGAGCGCUGGGGACGUGAAAGCAUUCUAGUACUUAAAUAUCUGUACAACGAUACCACCAUGAAUAACACAAACUUCUCCCGGAUGCGGGGCGGCGACCCGCGCCGCGGGGUGCCCUGUCGGCUUAUGAUUUUAUUGAAUAGUUUUUGUUGUCGAACAUUCCGCUUAACACUUUAGAGCUUAGUCACGUUUAAUAAAAUGAGCUGCGAGGUCCAGCGGGUCCCGGGGUGUGGACCACACUCAUACAGCAGCGAGGGGGCGCUAGAGAUGUUGAACACCUCACAGGGUUCGAAGAAUGGUCAUUACAAAGAUUCGUUUGUUUUUAUGUUAAUGUUAUAUGAAGGUCAACAACCCCUUCGACCGGUCGCUCCUCUCCGUCUCUAUUCUCCGCUGUCCUUCCGCCGACAUCUCUUCAGUCGCUAUAUUUAUAAAACGCCGGAAGUCAUUGUUUAAUGUCUCUUAUAAGUCUCGUCAUCGACGCGGUGUUGUUUCACUUCAUGUUACUGGCACGGUGCGCAAGGGGAUGUUUAUUUUUAUCAAAAUUUCAAUAGACAAUAAAAUGUUAAUUUCUCUCAUGUUGUAUUCCUUUAUAUAGACAUAGUAUUGUUUGAGUGAAUGUUCAGAGUUCGUGUGUGAGGGUGGGGGUGAGGGUGAGGGCGCAGUCGCUAGCCGGGACUCCGACCCGGAGCCGUGUAGCUCGACGAGGGGUAGCUCCAGCUGGUAUCUGUAUAUUUGAAGGACGAAGCGAUACUUUGUAUUCCGAAAUGUAUUAUAAUUCAUUGUAUGAAAAUUAUUUAAAUAAAUUGUUUAUGUUAUGCUUGA